AUGAUCUACCAAAAGGCAAAUCCGGUUCUUGUUCGGUUGGAUGAUUUGGAAUCGGGUAUGCGCAGUAUAAUACAAUACGUCUCCAUGCUCGGCUCCUAACGUUGUAUCAGGAAAUGUCGAUCUUAAAAGCUUAGAGGAAGCAUUUGGUCCUGAAUCCUUAGGAAUAAUCUUUGUCGGCGGCCUCCCAGAGAAGUUUGUGGGGUUGCGCCGAAGACUUCUCUCAUUUGCCUCUCACUUGGGAAAUCUUUCGCGGGCAGAGCUUGAAGCUUUGGAGUGCCCUGAGGCAAAGUAUCUGGUUGGAUGGUAGUAUCCGAUCGCCACUUUCCUCUCCAGGAACUUUGAUACUGAUAGAAGCGGGGAAAGGUCAUGCGCAAAAGAGAAGCUAUCAAGUGAUAAAGUGGAUACAUUGAAGGGAUCCUAUUAUGCCAACUGCGCAUUUCACAAAGACCCAGAGUUGGCCAACGCAACUGGCAAUUAUCCGGAUUUGCCCGAGUAUACUAAGAGUAAUAUUUGGCCAAGGGAGGGAUUGCUGGUGGGAUUCAAGGAAACCUUCAAAGAAUUCGUAAGUAGAGCAGUAAAUCUUUUCUACAACUUAGCUAACUGCGAUAGUGUGCAAUGGUUAUUGAUAUCGCUAGCCUAGUUGCUAGAGUGAGUUUCUGGAAAGUCUAGUUGUGCCGUAAUAGAGCUGAUGAGAUGAGCAUAGGCUUGUGACAAAUAUGGCAACUUCCUCUGCUCGUGCUUGACUGCGCCCGGAACAGUUACUAAGAAUUAGCAUAGCAUUGGAGCACAUCCCAGGUUACCAGGAAGGGUAUCUUGAGCAUGUAGUCAAGACUUCUACUACUACCAAAGCCCGUCUUCUUCAUUACUUCCCACCUCCAUCCCUCGAGGCUGGCUCUGUCGAAGCUGAGGAAGACCUCGACAACUGGUGUGGGGCACAUAUUGAUUUUAGCUGCCUGACAGGUUCUGCGCGCACCGCUGCCGUCUAUUCCUCAGGCUAAUGUUGUCAUAGGCCUAACUUCGGCAAUGUACGUGGACGAAGGCUCCCUAACUCUUGACAUCUCCCAAGGCGUGGAUCUCCCAGAGCUCGAAUCAGUACCCGAUCCAGAUUCUGGUCUUUACGUCAAAGAUCGUAAAGGCGGUGUAGUUAAAGUUGGUAUUCCAAGGGAUUGUCUUGCCUUUCAAACUGGGGCGGCGCUGGAGGCUAUCACUGAGGGCAAGUUGAAGGCUGUUCCACAUUUUGUGAGAGGUUGCAGGGCCAGUAAGGCAGCAGGUGUCAGCAGGAACACUAUCGCGGUUUUUACGCGUACGUACUCCAACUAUGUUUUGGGGGGAGGGCUGCUAAUAAUUUCGGGUUAUCAUAGAGCCAAAUCUCUGGGAGAAAAUCGAUAAAGAUAGAGAUUUUGCUACAUUUGCGAGGGAGAUUGUGGCUAAAAUUACCGAGGGAUGAUUAAAUGGCUUCCUCAUAAGAUCAGUAUCCAUUAACUGCCUAAUAUGUUGAGCGCGAUGCCUCGUUCGGGUGUAGCUGUUGAGUUUAGUGCUUAUCCGUCAAACAAACUAGUUUCUUUUAGUUAGUUUUUCCUAGUACUUUUCUCACCACUCUCUUCAACGUUAGUUACUGUUGGAGUUUUUCUUCAUCUCUUCCCCAUUUGUUUCACAACCGCACAACCAUGCUAUGUUCAACUGUGGUAUUCUGAGGUUUUGUCAGAUUCUUUCCUCCGAGGUCCUCAUAUUACCAACCUCGGGUUUUUGGUAUUUCUUUUCUUUCACUUGAUAGUUCAGUUAGCAUAAAAACCCACAGCUGCACAGAUGGUAAGAAAAUCAAGCUUCUUUCUCGUGAG
This is a messenger RNA of Tuber aestivum (summer truffle), 1838 nucleotides long. NCBI's taxonomy places the organism in Eukaryota, Fungi, Ascomycota, Pezizomycetes, Pezizales, Tuberaceae. The record is from the annotation of a GenBank genome assembly.